AUGUUUGGAAAUAUUGCAAAAAGGCUUGCGGGUAAGACCAUCCUCAUCACAGGUGCCUCUGCCGGUAUCGGAAAGGCUACGGCCCAAAGUUUUGCCGAGGCCUCCAACGGAGACAUCAAGCUAGUGUUGGCUGCUAGAAGACUAGAAAAACUUGACGCUUUGAGGGACGAACUUUCUGCAAAGUAUCCUAAGUUGAAGGUUUACCCCGUGAUAUUGGAUGUGUCGAAGAUUGAGACGAUUGAGCCAUUUUUCAAAGGUCUUCCACAAGAAUUUGGAACAAUUGAUGUUUUGGUUAAUAAUGCAGGUAAGGCAUUGGGUCUAGACCCAAUUGGUAGUGUGAAUCCAAAAGAUGUCGAUGUGAUGUUUCAAACAAAUGUUUUGGGCAUGAUUCAACUCACCCAGCUUGUGGUGGCUCAGAUGAAGCAGAGAAACAAAGGUGAUAUUAUCCAAUUGGGUUCUGUAGCCGGUAGAAACCCAUACCCUGGUGGAGGUAUCUACUGUGCCACCAAGGCCGCUUUAAGAAGCUUUACUCACGUAUUACGGGAGGAAUUGAUCAAUACUCGUAUUAGGGUCAUGGAGAUUGAACCCGGUAACGUCGAAAGUGACGAGUUCUCCUUAAUGAGAUUUAGAGGUGACAAGUCACGUGCCAAAAAGGUUUAUGAAAAUAGCGAGCCUUUGACCCAGGAGGAUAUUGCUGAAUUGGUUGUCUUUGCUGCUUCAAGAAGGGAGAAUACCGUUAUUGCAGAGUCCUUGAUUUUUGGUACCAACCAGGCUUCUGCUUACCAUCUUUACAAGGGAUCUCUUGACAAUUAG
Brettanomyces nanus is the source of this 813-nucleotide messenger RNA. RefSeq lists its product as uncharacterized. The record is from RefSeq and is a predicted model, not a curated record. The transcript has a single exon. Gene Ontology annotation, cellular component: cytosol. NCBI's taxonomy places the organism in Eukaryota, Fungi, Ascomycota, Pichiomycetes, Pichiales, Pichiaceae. Gene Ontology annotation, molecular function: oxidoreductase activity. Bases 1 to 813 code for a protein of 270 amino acids.